This is a messenger RNA of Sesamum indicum (sesame), 1216 nucleotides long. RefSeq lists its product as uncharacterized. The record is from RefSeq and is a predicted model, not a curated record. Lineage: Eukaryota; Viridiplantae; Streptophyta; Magnoliopsida; Lamiales; Pedaliaceae.
GGCCUUCAAAAAAAAGUAAAACAGCAGCAGCCAACAAACAACCCGUACUCUAGAGAGAGAGAGAGAGAAGAGGAUGGAGAGAGCGACACCUGUUCGGAAGCCUCACACUUCCACUCCAGAUCUGCUGACUUGGUCGGAGGCUCCGCCGCCGGAAUCUUCCUCCUCCGCCGGUGCUUCUCGACCCGCGGCCCGCUCUAACCAGCCGUCGUAUGGAAUUGGUAAGGUGCUGUUUGGAGGUCAGAUUACUGAUGAGGAAGCUGAGAGCCUUAAUAAAAGGAAGCCUUGCUCAGGCUAUAAAUUAAAGGAGAUGACUGGAAGCAAAAUAUUCACAGCCGACAGUGGAUAUGAUUCAACAGAAUCUGGAACUUUUGACGGUAACUCUAAUACCCGAACAUCUGUCCGUAUCGUCCAGCAAGCUGCGAAUGGGAUAAGCCAGAUCUCCUUCAGCACUGAAGAGAAAAUUUCCCUCAAGAAACCGACCACUCUACCUGAGGUAGCGAAACAACGUGAACUGAGUGGAACGUUGGAGAGUGACUCUGAAAGCAGAGCAAAGAAGCAGCUUUCAGAUGCUAAAAGUAAGGAACUCAGCGGCAGUGACAUAUUCGGCCCUCCUCCUGAAAUCCCUCCUCGAUCGUCGGCUGCUGCACGCACAAUGGGAAUGAGAGAAAACAAAGAUCUGGGCGAGCCUGCACCACGAUGUGUACGCACUUCUGUCAAAGUUUCUAAUCCUGCUGGAGGUCAAAGCAAUAUAAUGUUCGGUGACGAACCGGAGGUCAAGACCACAAAGAAAAUUCACAACCACAAAUUUGUGGAGCUGACAGGCACCGACAUUUUCAAGGGAGACGUUCCUCCAGGUACUGCAGAGAAGCCACUGAGUGUGGCCAAAUUGAAAGAAAUGAGCGGGAACGACAUAUUUGCCGAUGGCAAGGUCGAAUCCAGAGAUUACUUUGGUGGUGUUCGCAAACCCCCCGGCGGAGAGAGCAGCAUCGCCUUGCUGUAGUUUGAUCUUGUGCCAUGUAAGUUCUUGGGUACGUUUCUUUCUUCUGCUAGUCCUACGUUAAGUCUCCGAGGGGUUAAGGUAGCAUGGUAGUAAUGUAGUAAGUUCUGUAUUUAGGAUUGUGUACUUUUUUUAUGUUCUCUAGUUCUGGGAUAUGGUUAAUGUUGCACGAAGAUCGAACCGGUUUAUUUGACUAUAUACUUUCUGCAGCAUUCCAUA